Molecule: messenger RNA, 756 nt
Organism: Linum tenue
Lineage: Eukaryota; Viridiplantae; Streptophyta; Magnoliopsida; Malpighiales; Linaceae
Source: the annotation of a GenBank genome assembly
AUGCAGCACCAGCAUGGUCCAAGGGCUCGUCGACUACGGCGAUGCGCUCUGCCGAUGGCUUUCAGCAUGACCAUGAUGGCCUGGGGCGCCAUUGAUUUCAACAAGGAGAUCACCUCUGCUGCUAACCAAAUGGCUUGGCUGCCAUCAGAUGGGGGACGGACUACUUCGUCAAGGCUCAUCCACACCACAGCCCAAUGUUCUGUGGGCUCAGAGGACAUGACGACUCCCAGAACAGCCUACAAGCUUGACCAGAACCAUCCUGGCUCGGACCUAGCAGGCGAAACGGCUGCAGCGUUAGCCGCGGCUUCCUUGGCCUUCAAGCCAUACAACUCUUCCUACUCCAACCUCCUCCUGUCCCACGCCAAGCAGCUCUUCUCCUUCGCCGACGACACCAUCCAGAACGCCAAGCAAUUCUACACUUCCUCUGGCUACUCGGCCAGUUACCACAUCACAAACGACGAGCUGCUGUGGGCCGCGGCAUGGCUCCACCGCGCUACCGGUGAGGACUACUACCUCAAGUACGUUGUGGACAAUGCUGUCUACAUGGGCGGAACUGGAUGUGCAGUGAAGGAGUUCUCUUGGGACAACAAAUAUGCAGGCGUUCAAGUCCUCCUCUCUAAGAUACUACUCGAAGGACGCGGCAGCCAGUACGCAUCAACAUUGAAGCAAUACCAAGCAAAAGCAGACUACUUCGCCUGCUCCUGUGUUCAGAAGAACGAUGGCUAUACAACAUCCAGAAAACCCCAGGAGGCCUGA